Molecule: messenger RNA, 4139 nt
Organism: Harpia harpyja (harpy eagle)
Lineage: Eukaryota; Metazoa; Chordata; Aves; Accipitriformes; Accipitridae
Gene: WFIKKN2
Product: WAP, follistatin/kazal, immunoglobulin, kunitz and netrin domain containing 2
Exons: 2
Coding region: 421-2133 (570 amino acids)
Biological process (GO): negative regulation of transforming growth factor beta receptor signaling pathway
Cellular component (GO): extracellular region
Molecular function (GO): serine-type endopeptidase inhibitor activity; receptor antagonist activity; transforming growth factor beta binding
Source: RefSeq, a predicted model, not a curated record
AACAUGCAGGGGUCCCACCGUGCCAGUUCCAGCCUUUUGAACUCUUUCCAGCUUUUUUUUCUUGCAACAAAUCUGUCUGACUGCCACCAGGACAUAGGAAGCGUGUGCCUGUCAAAGAAAUCAAGUUUACUUUUUCUGACUUGUUAACAGAGGCAGGGUAUAAAUAGAGCUAACUCUGCUCAGACUAUUAGCAUUUCUCUUAAAUUAAGGGGGUAACUUCCUAGGACCUUUAAUCCAAUGAGGUCCAGACCAAACUGCACUAUCAGCAGAGGCAGCAAAGGAGCUUGCUGAAGUUUUUACAAAAGUCAGGUGCAUUUGGGUUCCUCGAAAAUUUAAGGCUUACCAAAAAAAAAAGCAACCCCGAGCAAACAAGAACUACCUCCAGCUUGGUCACUGCCAUUGCCCUGGAGAAGUUCUGAGAUGUUGUUGGUGCUGUUCAUUCGGUGGAUGUGGAUCUUGCUGGGGAAGAGCAGUGUCCUCUUGCUUCUGGAGGUCUCUCUGAAAGGGAGAGCUCUACCUCCAAUCCGGUAUUCCCACGCUGGGAUAUGCCCCAAUGACAUGAACCCCAACCUGUGGGUAGACGCGCAGAGCACUUGCAAGAGAGAGUGCGAAGCUGAUCUGGAGUGCGAGACCUUUGAGAAGUGCUGCCCCAAUGUCUGCGGAACGAAGAGUUGCGUGGCGGCUCGGUACAUGGACGUCAAGGGGAAAAAGGGGCCGGUGGGAAUGCCCAAAGAGGCAACCUGUGACCGUUUCAUGUGCAUCCAGCAAGGCUCAGAGUGCGACAUCUGGGACGGGCAACCCGUCUGCAAGUGCAAGGACAGGUGUGAGAAGGAGCCGAGCUUCACCUGUGCCUCCGACGGGCUCACCUACUACAACAAGUGCUACAUGGAUGCAGAAGCUUGCAUCAAAGGCAUUACACUGAAUGUAGUCACCUGUAGGUACCAUCUGACCUGGCCAAACACCAGCCCUAUCCCACCAGAAACAACAGCUCGCCCUACUACUGCCUAUUCCGAGACGACGGUCAUUGACAUCUUGCCGCCUGCUCUAGUGAACAACCCCGUCCAUCAGUCAGUCUACGUGGGAGAGACCGUCAGCUUCCUCUGUGAUGUUACAGGGAGACCCAAGCCAGAAAUCACGUGGGAAAAGCAGGUCGACGGGAAAGACAAAGUCAUCAUGAAGCCGAAUCACGUCAGAGGGAAUGUCGUGGUCACCAACAUCGCCCAGCUGGUCAUCUACAACACCCAGCUCCAAGACGCAGGCAUCUACACCUGCACUGCCAAAAACAGCGGUGGCCUUCUCAGGGCUGAUUUCCCUUUGUCAGUCAUCAAAGGAGAACCCACAUCCAAAGAAGCUUCCCAAAACAAAACACAUUUUCCAACCGAUGAGUGCCUGAAGCAACCAGACAGCGAAGACUGUGGGGAAGAGCAGACCAGGUGGUACUAUGAUGCAAAGAAAAACAACUGCUUUACUUUCAUCUAUGGGAACUGCAACAGCAACCUCAACCACUUUGAGACCUACGAGAACUGUAUGCUAACAUGCAUGAAUGGCCCAAUCAACAUUUGCAAUCUGCCAGCCCUCCAAGGUCACUGCAAGGCCUAUGAGCCCAGAUGGGCCUAUAACAGCUUGACAAAGCAGUGCCAGUCCUUCAUUUAUGGCGGGUGCGGAGGCAACGAGAACAACUUCGAGAGCCGGGAAGCCUGCGAAGAGAUGUGCCCUUUCCCGAAGAACACGCACUGCAAAGCUUGCAAACCACGCCAGAAGCUGGUGACAAGCUUCUGCAAAAGCGACUUUGUCAUCCUGGGCCGUAUAACAGAGCUGACGGAAGACCAAGACUCGGGACAUGCCCUGGUGACAGUGGAGGAGAUUCUCAAAGAUGAAAAAAUGGGAUUAAAAUUCCUGGGGAAGGAACCACUAGAAAUCACGCUUUUGAACAUGGACUGGAGCUGCCCAUGUCCCAACAUGACCACAGUGGAUGGCCAGCUCAUCAUCAUGGGAGAUGUCCACAACGGCAUGGCUGUCCUACAGCCAGACAGCUUUGUGGGGACCUCCAGCAUCCGGCGCGUGCGGAAACUCCGCGAAGUCAUCCACAAGAAAACCUGUGAGCUUUUGAAAGAGUUCCUAGGAUUGCAUUAACCUCCUUCACACGUGUCAGCCUUCCAGACCCGUGUGUUAUGUAGGGCUAACAAGCGCUAGGCUAGUGCACAAACUAAACAAGCUGUUUGAAAAUACACUGUAGGAAUUAUGCAGAACCCUUAUUUUAAUCCAUUAAUGAUGCUUAGCAACAAUGUAGUAUGUUCUUUGGCAAGCACGUAAAACAGCAGCAAAAGGCUAUUAAUCUUGCAUUGAAAUCAAUUCGUCCAUAUAGGAGUGCCAUUUAACUAGAUGACUCACUGCAGUAAUUAUACAAUUUUUAUGUAGCUUCCAUCAUAAAUGAUGGAAUUCAUAGCAUUUGUUUAUCUAAUUGGUACACAGCUAAGUAAUAUAUAAUGUCAACUUAAUCUGUCUCAUUUACAGUAUGGAAAUGUUAUGGUAAGUCAUUAUAAGUAAGUCACACUCUUGUCUCCUCAUAGCAGCACUAAUAUUUUAAGAGGAAAGCCUGUAAAUUAUUGUCUGUAUUUACAGUUGUGCACAUUUAACCAAUCUAUGCAUUACGAAUUUGCUUCUUUUAAUUGAAAUUUUCCUAGCAGUUUUCUCUGGAUCGUACCUCGUUUUUAAAUGGCAACUACUACCUAUCUUGCAAUCCUUACUGGAGAAAAACUCCCUUCAUCCUAUGCCCAGGACAACAGGUCCCUGUAGAAGCUCAAGGCACGGUCCCACCCUGAAAUGACUUUUCUGUCAUCAGAACAAGGUCAGCAAACACCCUCAUUCCAUUGCACUUCCCUGUUUCUGUUUUAAUCAAUAUAUUGUCUAUCACAAAAAGUCCAAGGCAGAAGGAUGGCAGUGUGCUGCCAGCUGUCUUGCUUUUGAAAAUCCUUUACACCUGAGCAUAUGCAGCAAUUUAUUGCUUAUUUUCAUUAGAAAUCCUGCUUUUAUAGGUGAGAGAGUAAAGUAAGAGGAGUCAGGACAAAAUUCAAAAUAGAAAAGUGCAAUACACAGUCUGCAGACUGUAUCACACAGACACAGAGCUGUUGAAAGCAAACUGCACAGACACAGACAUGCAGAGUGGGCACUCUUUAAAGGCAUUUAUCAAUUCGACCCUUUUAGAGCAUUCUUGCAAACCAUGGAAAACAUUUUCCGCCAGGCCAAUGUAUAUAUGCGUAUGAAUAAAUACCCUAAGACAGCACGGGCUGUGGGUGUGAGCGCGUGCAGACACAUAGGAUUGAUCAUUUUAACAUUUGUGUGUCCAAAAAUGUAACAUUUGCCUAUGCAAAAAUCCUUAAAUAAAGAAAAGGCUGAUCCUGGAAAAAUCCUGCCUCUGCUAAGGACUGUCAUUGCAGGGAAGAGGGGCGAGCGUGGCAUGGCGAGCCUUAUCAUUGCUCGCUCUUUGGUGGGUUCGGCGAGUUACUACGGCGGUGCCCAGAGCUUUCUGCCUUGCACAAAAGGCCAGUUCAAGGCUGGACCGGUGUCAAGACACGUUUGGGCGAGAGGAAGGAAGGUGCAGGGAGCGCUGCUCCGUGGUGCCAUCUGACGGGCUUGCUGCGGGGUGGGCGGCAGGACGGCGGGCACGCGUCUGCUUCUGCACGUGCGUGUUGGGGCUGGGUAUGGUUAAGGGCCGGGGGAAGGAGAUUAAAUAGGCAGAUGCUGGGCUUCAGCAUGACGUGCAAGGCUCUAAACUCCCCCCCCUGGAGCCUGCACACGUUGGAUAUUUUGCUGUUGCAGGGAGGAAAACUAACAGUGAGGGUAACGGCGUUGAAUGUGGGGCCAGCUGUGGUUUCUGUGAAGGCUUUCCAUGCCCUGCACCAGACACGGGCAGCGACCGCAGCGUGAUGGAGAACUGGGCUCCUCUCCAAGUGGUCUGGGCUUGGGUUACGUCCAAAAUGCUCCGGCAACAGGAAUGGAUCUAAAUCUCCAGUUAUUUGUAUAAUUUCAGAAGAAGCUGGGUGGGAGGGAGAGGAGCCUGCUUCAGACUUGCUCACCAAGAAAAUAUCUGCUUGGUUUAUCGUUGCACCUUUCCUACAUGUAAAUGAGAAAAACUCCGA